This is a messenger RNA of Oppiella nova, 527 nucleotides long. Lineage: Eukaryota; Metazoa; Arthropoda; Arachnida; Sarcoptiformes; Oppiidae. The record is from the annotation of a GenBank genome assembly.
GACAACCCACUGAUACACCACUCCAUGAAAACGGAAAAGCAUUAAAGCAUUUAAAAUUCAGAGUCCAUCCUAUGUCUGGUUUCUGUAGCGGCAGAAGUGCCACACUUUCUGAUGAUGACGACGACGUGGAUAAUGGUGUCAACACUAUUGCCAAUGAAAACUAUGGAACAGAAUUUGAACGGAACCCUCAGGUGACUAUGAGAAAAAGUCUUAAAGAGAAGAUCUCGAGAGGAAGCCGUCUCGUGAGGAGUAUUUCGACAAAUAGUUACAAUAUUUUGCACCAAAAUAUAAUAUCGACCGAAGAAUUGAAGGAUGAAUUGGAGAAAUUAGUGGAGGAGGCGACGCCUCAAAUGCAAAGACCCAACACAAUGACCAAUAAAUCUGAAGGAACUUACCAUCGAUUGAAGAAUCGGUCAAAAAUGCCCAAAUCUAUCAGUUCUAACGCUGUGUUAGAGUCUGACAGCGAGUCUUCCACUCCUCAACACCGCCCAACCCGUCCGCUCUCUGAAGUCAUACAAACACAAUCA